Rhipicephalus sanguineus (brown dog tick) is the source of this 1113-nucleotide messenger RNA. Its product is annotated as larval/pupal cuticle protein H1C-like. The record is from RefSeq and is a predicted model, not a curated record. The transcript has a single exon. Bases 1 to 1113 code for a protein of 370 amino acids. NCBI's taxonomy places the organism in Eukaryota, Metazoa, Arthropoda, Arachnida, Ixodida, Ixodidae.
AUGUAUUUUAACCUGUUGCUGCAGUUCCGUGCCUGCGUUCUCCUUGCCCUCGCCACCAGUGCCAUCGCUGGCUACGUUGGUGGCAGCUACGGACUUGGCCCCGGUCUUGGCUACGCUCUUGGUUACGGCCUUUCUAGCUACGGCCUGUCCCAUGGCAUUGGCUAUUCUGGUGUGACCGGCUACGGCCUGGGCUACGGGUAUGGUUAUGCCCCGGGUGUCGGCCGCACUGUGUCCAGCUACCACGCUGCCCCAGCGGUUGCCUCUUACGGGGCUGCCCCAGCUGUGUCUAAGUUCGCCACAGCUUACCACGCUUCACCAGCCGUCGCAUCCUACGCCGCUGCUCCAGUUGCCACAUAUGCUGCUGUCCCGGCUGUAGCCAAGGUGGCCACAUACGCUCCGGCUCCAGUCGCUACCUACGCUGCUACCCCAACAGUCGCAAGGGUUUCCACUUACGCUGCUGCCCCAGUGGCCACCUACGCUGCUGCGCCAUCUGUGACCAAGGUCGCCAAUUAUGCCCGCACCCCAGUUACCACCUACGCGCGUGCCCCAUUUGCCAGCUAUCCUCCUGCCCCAGUGGCCACAUACGGCGCUGCGCCAUCUCUGACCAAGGUUGCGACUUAUGCUCGUGCUCCAGUGGCCACAUACGCUGCUGCUCCAGUGACCACAUAUGCUGCUGCGCCAUCUGUGACCAAGUUUGCCACUUAUGCUCGAGCCCCAGUCGCCACCUACGCCGCUGCACCAGCUGUGACCAAGGUUGCCACGUACACACGUGCACCAGUCGCUACAUACGCUGCCGCCCCAGCUGUCGCGAACGUCGCCACCUACUCUGCGGCUCCAAUCACCACCUACGCUGCUGCUCCAGCUGUGGCCAGCGUUUCUCACGCAGCUCCAGCGUUUGCCACCUACUCUGCCCCAGCUUUCGCCUCCUACAACGCCGUACCCGCCUAUUACAGCUACGGCGUUGGCAAUCUCGGUUACGGUGCCGGGCACUACGGCUACGGUCAUGGUCUCCUUGGCUACGGCCUGAACUACGGGUACGGCCUCGGCACCCCCUACCACUACGGUGCCCUUCUUCGCAGGAAAUGCAAGUACUUGUUUCUAAGCUUUUCCUAA